Molecule: messenger RNA, 474 nt
Organism: Centruroides sculpturatus (bark scorpion)
Lineage: Eukaryota; Metazoa; Arthropoda; Arachnida; Scorpiones; Buthidae
Product: cytochrome c oxidase assembly protein COX19-like
Exons: 4
Coding region: 88-354 (88 amino acids)
Biological process (GO): mitochondrial respiratory chain complex IV assembly
Cellular component (GO): mitochondrial intermembrane space
Source: RefSeq, a predicted model, not a curated record
ACACGUGUUUUGAUUAGUUUAGGUUUUGAAAAUUGUUUUUUCUCCUCUCAUUAUCUACUUAAAACAAGAAAUUUAAAUACGUUCAUCAUGUCUUAUAUGAGUGGUUUCGGUCAGAAGACAUUUAAGCCUGUUCCUCCAGAAAAAGGAAGUUUUCCAUUAGAUCAUGAAGGAGAAUGUAAGAAACCGAUGCUCGAAUAUCUGUUGUGUUUGCACCAGAAUGACGGUGACAAUUCAAUGUGUCGUUUAAUAGCUAAGGAAUAUCUUCAAUGUAGAAUGGACAAGGAUCUAAUGAAAAAAGAAGAAUGGUCUAAAUUAGGAUUUAGUGAUAAAAAUGUUACCAGUGACAAGAAGUAACAGCUUUUAAAUACCCCCAAAUUUCCGACUGUCAAGCAUCAGAGGAACUGUGUAUAUAAAACAAAUAUAUUUUGUAAAUGUUUUAAUAUAUAUAUAUUAAAUCUCUUUAUUCCUAGAUAU